Solanum stenotomum is the source of this 639-nucleotide messenger RNA. RefSeq lists its product as uncharacterized. The record is from RefSeq and is a predicted model, not a curated record. Gene Ontology annotation, molecular function: cysteine-type endopeptidase activity. The transcript is spliced from 2 exons. NCBI's taxonomy places the organism in Eukaryota, Viridiplantae, Streptophyta, Magnoliopsida, Solanales, Solanaceae. Bases 1 to 639 code for a protein of 212 amino acids. Gene Ontology annotation, cellular component: lysosome.
AUGUCGAGUUGUCAGUCCACCGGAAAGAUGCCGGAAGAACGGCUCAGCAUUCCCGGACGACCAAGCUGUUCAAAACCUGAAGAUGAACACUUGGUGGAAGACCUUUUCUUCAAGACAAAUAUUAGAUUUACCUUGGUUGGAAAACAAUGUCUUCUCGGGGUGGAUCAUCAAGGACAUUGCUGUAGGUGUAAUUUUUUCAUUUUCAGUUUUACUUGGUUUCAUUAUUUAUGGGUUUUUCUUCUCCGAUCUACAGCUUGUUGCUGGGCUUUUGCAUCUACAGAAGCGAUUACUGCAGCUCAUGCUUUUAAGAACAAAGAAACAAUACCAUUGUCGAAGCAACAACUUGUUGAUUGCAUAUUCAUUCACUAUAAAAAACCUUCAUGGUUUGCGGAUUUGGGACCGAAACAGUGUUUUCCAUCUUCCUGUACGAAGGCCUAUGAGUUUGCUACUGAUUUUGGAAUCGUUGAAGAAACGCAAUAUCCAUUUACUGAACAAAGAGGUGACUGCAAGGGACCAUCACCUGGAGUGGUACGUAUUGUUCAGUACUAUAGUACUAUUCCUUCUGUUCCAUUUUGUGUGACGUUUUUCCGAUUUCGAUAUUUAAAUAAAAGUCUAUUUUUUAUCUUUUAUCGUAAGUGA